Molecule: messenger RNA, 3338 nt
Organism: Fusarium graminearum PH-1
Lineage: Eukaryota; Fungi; Ascomycota; Sordariomycetes; Hypocreales; Nectriaceae
Exons: 6
Coding region: 1-3201 (1066 amino acids)
Cellular component (GO): cytosol
Molecular function (GO): NADPH-hemoprotein reductase activity; iron ion binding; FMN binding
Source: RefSeq, a predicted model, not a curated record
AUGGCGAUCAAAGAUGGUGGAAAGAAGAGUGGCCAAAUUCCAGGCCCCAAAGGCCUCCCUGUACUCGGCAACCUCUUCGAUCUCGACCUCAGCGACUCUCUCACAUCCCUGAUAAACAUUGGUCAAAAAUACGCACCCAUCUUCUCUCUGGAACUCGGUGGCCACAGAGAGGUUAUGAUAUGCAGCCGCGAUCUCCUCGACGAACUAUGCGACGAAACAAGAUUCCACAAAAUCGUUACCGGCGGUGUUGAUAAGCUACGACCUUUGGCCGGAGAUGGUCUCUUCACAGCACAACAUGGCAACCACGACUGGGGAAUUGCGCAUCGUAUUCUCAUGCCUCUUUUUGGACCUCUCAAGAUUAGAGAAAUGUUUGAUGACAUGCAAGAUGUCUCUGAACAACUGUGUCUCAAGUGGGCUCGUCUAGGACCCUCAGCAACCAUCGACGUAGCCAACGACUUCACCCGCCUCACACUAGAUACCAUCGCCCUAUGCACAAUGGGAUACCGCUUCAACAGCUUCUACAGCAACGACAAGAUGCACCCGUUUGUCGACAGCAUGGUCGCCGCCCUCAUCGACGCCGACAAACAAUCCAUGUUUCCCGAUUUCAUUGGCGCAUGCAGAGUCAAGGCACUGUCCGCAUUCCGCAAACACGCCGCUAUCAUGAAGGGCACAUGUAACGAGCUCAUCCAAGAACGACGCAAGAACCCUAUCGAGGGAACAGACUUGCUCACUGCCAUGAUGGAAGGCAAAGACCCCAAGACAGGAGAGGGCAUGAGCGAUGAUUUGAUCGUGCAGAACCUCAUCACUUUCCUUAUUGCUGGACACGAGACCACCUCAGGUCUUUUGUCGUUUGCCUUUUACUAUCUCCUCGAAAACCCCCACACUCUUGAGAAGGCCAGGGCAGAGGUCGACGAGGUGGUUGGCGACCAGGCCUUGAACGUCGAUCAUCUAACAAAGAUGCCAUACGUCAACAUGAUCCUCAGAGAGACUCUCCGCCUGAUGCCCACUGCCCCAGGAUUCUUUGUUACACCCCACAAAGAUGAGAUUAUUGGCGGCAAGUACGCUGUCCCUGCUAAUGAAUCAUUGUUCUGCUUCCUCCAUCUUAUCCAUCGCGACCCUAAAGUCUGGGGUGCUGAUGCUGAGGAGUUCAGACCUGAACGCAUGGCUGAUGAGUUCUUUGAGGCUUUACCCAAGAAUGCUUGGAAGCCUUUCGGUAACGGUAUGCGAGGAUGUAUCGGUCGUGAGUUUGCUUGGCAAGAAGCCAAGCUGAUCACCGUCAUGAUCCUACAGAACUUUGAACUCUCCAAAGCCGACCCAAGCUACAAGCUCAAGAUCAAGCAGUCCCUCACUAUCAAGCCCGACGGUUUCAACAUGCACGCCAAACUCCGCAACGACCGAAAGGUCUCUGGUCUCUUCAAGGCUCCUAGUCUUUCAAGCCAACAGCCCAGCCUGUCCAGCCGUCAAAGCAUUAACGCCAUCAAUGCCAAGGACUUGAAGCCCAUCUCCAUCUUCUACGGCUCCAACACUGGAACGUGUGAAGCACUGGCACAAAAGCUAUCUGCUGAUUGCGUCGCUUCUGGGUUCAUGCCUUCCAAGCCUUUGCCUCUUGACAUGGCUACGAAGAACCUUUCCAAGGAUGGGCCUAAUAUCUUACUCGCUGCUUCGUAUGACGGGAGACCUUCUGAUAACGCGGAAGAGUUCACCAAGUGGGCUGAGUCGCUAAAGCCUGGGGAGUUGGAGGGUGUCCAGUUUGCAGUUUUCGGAUGUGGCCACAAGGAUUGGGUUUCCACAUACUUCAAGAUCCCCAAGAUCCUGGACAAGUGUUUGGCAGACGCCGGCGCAGAGCGACUUGUCGAGAUCGGUCUCACAGACGCCAGCACUGGUCGCUUGUACUCCGACUUUGACGACUGGGAGAACCAGAAGCUCUUCACCGAACUGUCUAAGCGCCAAGGUGUCACGCCAACUGACGACUCUCAUCUAGAGCUGAACGUCACCGUCAUCCAGCCCCAGAACAAUGAUAUGGGCGGUAACUUCAAGCGCGCCGAGGUCGUCGAGAACACACUCCUCACAUAUCCUGGAGUCUCUCGCAAGCACAGCCUGUUGCUGAAACUGCCCAAGGAUAUGGAGUACACACCUGGUGAUCACGUUCUGGUUCUUCCCAAGAACCCGCCUCAGUUGGUGGAGCAGGCCAUGUCGUGCUUUGGAGUGGAUAGCGAUACUGCGUUGACGAUAUCCUCCAAGAGGCCGACAUUCUUGCCGACUGAUACACCAAUUCUCAUCUCUAGUCUUCUCAGUUCUCUUGUUGAGUUGUCUCAGACUGUCAGUCGGACAAGUCUCAAGCGACUGGCUGACUUUGCUGAUGAUGACGACACAAAGGCAUGCGUUGAGCGUAUUGCUGGUGAUGACUACACCGUUGAAGUUGAGGAGCAGCGGAUGUCCCUUCUUGACAUCUUACGCAAGUACCCGGGCAUCAACAUGCCUCUCUCUACAUUCCUCUCCAUGCUACCUCAAAUGCGUCCCCGAACAUACUCCUUCGCUUCAGCGCCUGAGUGGAAGCAAGGGCACGGUAUGCUUCUGUUCUCUGUGGUCGAAGCUGAAGAGGGAACAGUUUCUCGACCGGGCGGUCUUGCUACCAACUACAUGGCUCAAUUGAGACAAGGUGAUUCUAUCCUAGUGGAACCGCGACCCUGUAGGCCGGAGCUGCGCACAACGAUGAUGCUUCCUGAACCCAAGGUGCCAAUCAUCAUGAUCGCUGUGGGCGCUGGAUUGGCACCAUUCCUUGGUUACUUGCAGAAGCGCUUUUUGCAAGCGCAGAGCCAGCGCACUGCUCUCCCACCUUGUACUCUGCUCUUUGGUUGCAGAGGUGCAAAGAUGGAUGACAUUUGUCGCGCUCAACUCGACGAGUACUCUCGCGCGGGCGUAGUCUCCGUCCACCGAGCUUACAGUCGAGACCCAGAUUCUCAGUGCAAGUAUGUGCAAGGCUUGGUUACAAAGCACAGUGAGACUCUAGCCAAGCAGUGGGCUCAAGGUGCUAUUGUCAUGGUCUGCAGUGGGAAGAAGGUGUCUGAUGGUGUGAUGAAUGUUUUGAGUCCAAUCCUGUUUGCUGAGGAGAAGAGAUCAGGAAUGACAGGUGCAGACAGUGUUGAUGUUUGGAGACAAAACGUGCCUAAGGAGCGCAUGAUUCUGGAGGUAUUUGGGUAAAUUGGGUACUUGGGUAGGGUUAUUAUUUUGCAUUAGAGUUUAGGUAAAAUGUAUGGUUCAUUUGUUGUAACAUAUAGAUUAGGAUAGACUGAUGUUUAAAGUAUUAUUUAUUUUUGCCAAUGCAAUAGAUCAAUUCA